Messenger RNA from Electrophorus electricus (electric eel), 1349 nucleotides. RefSeq names its product DNA-directed RNA polymerase III subunit RPC4. Gene Ontology annotation, cellular component: RNA polymerase III complex. The record is from RefSeq and is a predicted model, not a curated record. Gene Ontology annotation, molecular function: DNA binding. Gene Ontology annotation, biological process: tRNA transcription by RNA polymerase III. Lineage: Eukaryota; Metazoa; Chordata; Actinopteri; Gymnotiformes; Gymnotidae.
UAAACGCCAAUCACGUGACUUGCACCGGAGAGGCUGUGGCUAACCUCGCGAGCAGUCGGACAGCUCUACGCGGUACUGCACUCGGAAUGUCUGCGCCCGGCGAGGCUGCGCCCGCAGCUGUGCGCUCUCCGUGCGCGCUGGGCAGAGGCCUGGCCACGCGCCUGUUGAGCCCUCCACCGCCCGGCAGGCUCACAUCCCUGCGCUCCAGAGACCUGACUCUGGGGGGGUACAAGAAGAAAACCUUUAUACCAAACGUCCACUCCAUUCGUAAAAGCAAAGAUGAGUUAAAGGAGGAGUCACGCACAGCACCGAAGAAGGAGAGAAGAGAGCGAGAAGAUCGACCGCGGGAGCGGAGGCGAAGGGAACGGCCCCAGACCAUCCAGUCCCACUCCAUUUUUGAACAGGGACCUGCAGACAGCUUCAGGAAAAUAGGAAGCUGGGGGAGCACAAGUCUGAGCGUCUGUGAUCCUGCACUUAUUACCAAGAGUAUUAAAAAGGAGAGGAAUGUUCCUGAGGAUGAUGACAGUGAAAUUCUACAGAAGCUUCAGAGAGAUGAUUUCUUAGAUGAUCCAGGACUUAAAAAUGAUCCUAAACAGAGACCUAUAAGGCUGCCACUGUAUCAGUCCUGCAAGUUUUUAACAACAGAGACUGCUACCUCUACACCAAGAACGCAUCAUGGGAUGCCACUGCAAGCAAGUGGAACUUGCCCAAGCAAUCAGCCUCCCACUGUUGGAGAGCUCUUCCAGCAGUUGUGUGUUUCAGACAGAGAAGAACUGUUUUUCAUCCAGCUCCCCGAUACCAUACCUGGCCCUCUAAAAACAGCAAGCUGUGACAAAUCAGCUAAAAAAGAGGGCAAAGCUGAUGACAAGCGUAUCAAAGCACAAGACCAAUCAGAAAAGGAGGCAGCGUCUGUGCUCUCAGACUUCCCUGAGGGACCUGUAGGAAAACUGCAAAUCAGGAAAUCGGGCAAAGUGCAGUUGCUUGUGGGGAAUGUCACCCUGGACGUGUCUGAAGGAGCAGCAUUUUCCUUUCUGCAGCAACUAGUGUGUGUACGGCUAACGGAGGGUCUCACCGGAGACAUGACCGUGCUCGGAAAUGUCAAAUAUAAGCUAGUGUGCUCCCCAGACUUUGAAGCUCUGCUCCAAGGGGUCAAAGGUUCCUCAAACACCCAUUCAGCAGCCCAGUUGUAGCUUCAUCUGUUUCUGCUCUUCAAACCGUCAAUAAGCGAGUAUUUGUUAUUACUGUUACUGUAUUGUUGUAAUGUUCUGUACAGAUUAUUUUUGCCUGAUGCUUUUAUAUAAAAUGUAAAUAUUUAUUGUGUAAGUAAAGAUAUACAAAACAAAGCUUUA